This is a messenger RNA of Pygoscelis adeliae (Adelie penguin), 898 nucleotides long. Its product is annotated as zinc finger protein 746-like. Gene Ontology annotation, biological process: regulation of DNA-templated transcription. The annotation marks the transcript as partial. The transcript is spliced from 7 exons. NCBI's taxonomy places the organism in Eukaryota, Metazoa, Chordata, Aves, Sphenisciformes, Spheniscidae. The record is from RefSeq and is a predicted model, not a curated record.
AUGGGGCGAGCGGAGUCCGCGGGGAAGAACUCGCUCAGCCGCGCUCCCCGAACCGGCUCCAUCGGCCACAACAUGCCGGCAGGGGCCUGCGGGCUGCGCUGGCGCCGGGCACCGCAGGGAGCGGGCCGUGACACGGAGGUGCCGGUGACUUUCGAGGACGUCGCGGUGCACUUCAGCAGGCAGGAGUGGGCAAGCCUGGACGAUGGGCAGAAGGAGCUGUACAGGACCGUGAUGGAGGGCAACUACGAGACGCUGGUGUCCCUGUACUGUGCCCUAUCCAAGCCUGAGCUCUUAUCUCGGAUCGAGAAAGGAGAAGAGCUGUGCGCGCCGGCCGAGUCGGACCUGGAGGGAGCAGACGUAUCGCCAGAGCUAGCCGUAGAGCCGGACCACCCGAGCUGCGCGAGCGAUGAUGGUCUGCUGGAGAUGAAGACGAAGGAGCCUUGCGAGGGGAACUGUAGGGACCCGGAGGAAAGCGGGAGCCUGGCGGUCACGGUGAACUGCAGGGCGCCACAUGUCCCUCAUGAAGCCACCGCUGUCCCAGCGGAUCUUAGCCAGCCAACCCCGUCCCCUUCCGCUCCUCUCUCCACGUGCUGUUGUGAAGCGGUGGAUCUGAACUGGUCUCCGUCGCCUCCGCCCGCAGCAGCAGAUGCCGAGGCGGGGAUCCCAACGGAGGUACGGCAGGAGGAGGUGGCUGUGGAGAAGCCGGCAGUGCCUGAAACGCCCUCGAAGGGUCUGGAAGAGGAGGACGUGAAAGAUUCGGGGAACGGUGGCCAGGCAGAUGCCGAGGCGGGGAUCCCAACGGAGGUACUGCAGGAGGAGGUGGCUGUGGAGAAGCCGGCAGUGCCUGAAACGCCCUCGAAGGGUCUGGAAGAGGAGGACGUGAAAGAUUCGGGGAACG